GAACUUCUCCAACAUUCAAAGAAAUCAAAGCUAGAAAUGAAGAAAAGAAAAGCAACUUCUUACCAAAAGUCAAAGAAAUCUUCCUUUGUAUUUUAACCCUCCAUUUGACCGAAUCCAUCAUUACUUUGUACUCGAUAAAAUAUUAUUCAACUUUCCUAGCGAGAAAGUCUGUUUGCAUCCUUAACUUAAAUGGCCUUUGAAGCUAUUGUGUCGUUCAAUGUGUUCCGCGAUAUCGUGAACCUCAAUAUAUCAACGCGCGCCAAAGAGUACAAUCAACCAUAAGAAUUGUCGCACAUACAAUCCAAAUGCUUCACCAUAUACAGUUUUGAUCUCGCUUCUCAUUGAGACGCGUAGCCCCAAAAAUAUCGGCGUGUCGUUUUGCUUGAAAAGUGAAUUUGACUUCCUAUUGUUCAUACUGUCAAAAUUAUCCGGAUAGCUUCACAAGAGCAAAGAGCUACCGUUUUCCAUACUCGAGAAGCCGUACUGCUUAUAAGACUUCUCCUUAUAUCAUCUUGCUUCCGGCUUCUCGCUUCAUCUUCUUUUGACAUCCGCAAGACGAGAUUGUAUGAAAGUUAGUACUACGAUUUACAACAACUUCAAGGGUACGACUCUGCUAUUGUUUUCAUUCUUUCAGUCUGCAUUAGCAUCCUUGGUCGGAUUUAUGCAGUCUUAUUCGGCUGCAUCUUUCGAAAUACUGAAAAUUCCAUACUAAUUCGUACAUCUGCAGAUAUCCAUCCCUGAUCUCGAGUCUUUCGGAGCUCUCAACUCCUCACGGUACAACUGCUAAGAUAGAAAAUUCAACAAGAAAAUGUCUACAAGACGAACCACACGAGCUGGCAGUCGCGCUGCUAGUAGUGUUGGCGGAACCCAUGCUGUUGGUCCUGAAGAUAUUCCAGCCGCUCGAACACCAGGUAGAGGUCGUCCUAGAAAAUCAGGUGGCUCAGUAGCUGGUUCUGAACGUGGCAAUGGUCUCCCUCCUAUGGCAGCUUCUACUAGUACUGCAUACGGUACAAAUACACUUGCACUUCCAAAUUAUGCCCCAAGGAGUGCACCUUUGGCCAAUGAUAUUUCUUCCGUAAUCGAAGGUCUCCUAGAGCCGGAACCUGUAAACAGGGGAACCAGACCUAGACCGGUUUCUCCUCGAGCACCAGUUCCCGAUAGUAAGUUUUUUCAUUUCGACUUUUACUUCUAUGGUUUUUCGCUAACUUUGUAAGUCGAUGCCCCUGCUGCUCAACCAAAGCCUGGCGCUCCCGCUCAUAUCCCCACUAUGCGUUCGAGGUCUGGGCCUACCAAACGAAGAGUUCCUCCUCCUGCUGUUGAUCGGAAUUUUCAAAAUGAAAGUCAAUUGUAUGACAAUGCUAGCAUUAUGUCGGGUUCCUACCAACAAGACGAAUUUCAUGUUUCGGGCCCUUCCUACGAUGAAGGCGAGCUGAACCGCCGCACCGCGUUACGAGGCAUUGCCCAGGAGCAACAAUACAUGCGUGGUGGUGCUCCAGGGUGGAAUUUUUUGGAUCUUGGUGAUGAAACUACUUUCGACUUCAAACACGCUCUAAGAUCACCACUUAGCUUGUGAGUAAAUUUGAUACUGUAAUUCGGGCAAUGGAGCUGACAUAGUAUUUUUAUAGCUUCAAAAAGUUGGGAAAAGCCUUCUUCAGCCUUUUCGGCAACAUGACAAAAUCUUUACUGCCGUUACUUCUCCUUGGCUCUAUUAUAUUCAUCUCAUGGAUAGCCUAUCUAAAUAGCGGGGGUCCUAGCAUACAUUGGUAUGGCUCCGACGUCUCGGCAAACAUCAAACAAUUUAUUCCGUCGCAAAUUAGACAUCCGUCUCGGAUUUUCGCCCCGGAAGAUCUUAAAGAUGUUUACCGUCGGUUGGAUAUUGCCGAAUCUGACAUCGUGUUCCUCAAACAUCGUUCUUCUAUCGACAAAAACGCUCUUGCAGAAAUUCAGAAAAUUCUUCCCGAUUUCAUUGCUCUUGACAAGGACGAUAACGGCAAACCAGCUCUCCCAGCAAGUCUUUGGCAAGCCAUGCGAGAAAAGAUUCGGGCUGAUCCGUCCCUUAUUCCACCCCCUGUCAUUAUGACUCCUGGGCGUUCUUCCGAUACUUCCACUAAAUCCGAUAGUCGCGACAAUGAAGUGUUCAAUUCAAAACAAUUUGAUCGAUAUCUUGAGAGCAACAGAGCCAAGAUUCAAAGCUGGGCCGGCUCUGAGUUUGAUGUUCUCCAUCAAACUCGAUUGCAACAACUUAUCAAAGAUGGCAAGAUCGCCACAAGAGAGAAUGUUGUGGAAUUAGUCAAAAAGAGUUACAGAGAUGAGGCGCGGGAAGUCAAAUCAGAACUCCAAAAAGUCACCAAAGUCUUAGAAGAAAAGGUGGCAAGCCUUGGAAAACAAGCGCUUACUGCGGAGCGAGUGAAAGAACUUGCGAACGAAGUCGUUAUCGCGCAGGUUGAAGCUAUCACCAAAGCGAAUGUCAACAAGAAAACCGUUCAAUCCCUUCAACGCAUGGAUCACUUUGCCAAACGUUCCCAUUCUGCAGUUAUUCCCCGUCUCACCUCACCAUCUUAUCGUUUCCCACAUAUGGACUUUGGCUUCAUCCGCAGGAGCAUCGCUCUCAUCGCCAACCAUCCCAUCCCUCUCCCCAACCCCGCUGAUGCAGCUCUCACCUCAUGGGAAGACAUUGGCGAUUGUUGGUGCUCAGCACAACAAAAUGGCAAUGGUCCUACACUUGGUGUCAUUACGGCCAACUAUAUCUGGCCCGACCAAGUCGUUGUUGAACAUUAUCCUCAAUCCGGCUACGUCAAUUCUGGCCUCUCGCCUCUCUCAGCACCCAGACAAAUGGAGUUACUGGUCUACAUUUCUCACAAACCCACGUACCUCAAGGUUAAAUCUAUGUCGGAUCAAAUCUUUCCCGAAGCUAAUUACCGUGAUCUCGAAUCUGGUUGGGUACAAGUGGGCGCAUGGUCAUACGACGCUUUUGGUUACACUCAGCAAGCUUUCCCCUUACAAAUUGAGCUUAAGGAAUUUAUAUCAGAACCGGAAAAUAAUCUCAAAAAUGAUACCUCAGCCACUAACAAGUUUUUGGUUAGGAGUAAAGGAAAUCAUGGAAGGGGUGCAGUGCCUUAUACAUGUAUUUACCGCAUUCGAUUACAUGGAGAUGUUCGACCUGAUGAGGAAACAUUUUAUACUCCUGAUGCUUCACAGGUUUGAGGUGCAUAAGUAAAUCAAUGGCGUUUUCCCUUUUUGGAACUGUUGGGUUUGGUUCAGGUGUAUUUGGUGGGGCCUUUUUAUAUGGUGUGGAGUAUUGGGAAUGGGAAAUGAGCAAUGGGAAAUAGGAAAUGGAUUGGGUCAAGUGGGUGGUUGUACUUACUUGAUAACUUGUUAUAUGAAUGAAGCUGGAUUGUACGGUAACGCAACGCAAGGGAUUGGACUGGACUGGCGUUGCGUGAUCGGAUACCUGGUGUUGAGUAUUACUCGGGCGUUGUGUAUGAAAAAUGAACGUGGAUCUUUUGAAUUAU
Messenger RNA from Sclerotinia trifoliorum, 3512 nucleotides. The record is from the annotation of a GenBank genome assembly. NCBI's taxonomy places the organism in Eukaryota, Fungi, Ascomycota, Leotiomycetes, Helotiales, Sclerotiniaceae.